CUAUCGUUAUCGCCACUGCCAACAGUGUGGCACAAAGGCGACGUUAUUCCAUCGAGUUUUGUGGUUUUUUUCACUAAAUCGCUGUUUUUAGCCUUCCGUGUUGCUGCCGGUUUGCGGUGCUCGUAGCCGCGGUACCCAAGGUGUCACGAUUAAUGGUCCGCGAUGGUCGAGUUCACCCACGACAUCGAAUCGGAACUGAUUGCUCUCGUUGAAGAACGGCCGUGCCUGUGGAACUCCAAAGACAUUCAUUAUCACAACAGGCAUGUCAAGGAGAUGGCGAUGCGAGAAAUCACCGAACAAUUGGGACACGGAUUCACAGAGUCUAUGGUGAAGUCCAAGUGGGCCAAUCUGCGCUCCCAGUUUCAACGAGAGGUGCGCAAGAUCAAGGAGUCUGCGCAAGGUGGCCACCCACUGGACCGCUACAUGCCUAAGUGGGCCCACUACCAGCAACUGCAGUUUCUUCGGCAGGAUGACACUCCAGAGUCCCCCAGUGGCUAUUCGUGUCCUCCUGAGCAGCAGCAUGACAACAGCAUGCAGCGCAGUUCCCACGACCAGCAACUGCAGCUCCUUCGGAAGGAUGACACUCCCAAGUCCCCUGGCUACACGUGUUAUUUCGAGCAACAGCAUGAUAACAGCACGGAUCACAGCCUUUCGGAAGCACAUCAACCUUGUGAGCCCGCACCGACCAUCCCCCUAAAGCGAAAGUGCUACAGUGACAAUGGUGGGGCAGGAACCAGCAGCGUCGGUAGCUUCCCAAUGGGCCGGUACCGACGAGAGUCACCCCCGGAGGAACCUACUGGCUCAACAGCCGUUGUGGUAUCACCAACGGUCGGCGCAUGCCGUGCUUUUGGUCUCAUGAUGGAGAACUGUGUCAGUGAUAUUCCCGAGGGCCCCAAUAGGGACCUGGCAAUGCUGGUCGCGUACCAAGCCCUUGUGAGGUUCAAGCUCACACUCAAUGGCCACGGCAGCGAUGUAGUAGACAUCACGCUUGCCGAACUCUUCAGGACUUGAAUGUGUCAACCAGCUGGCCCUGUGUGCUGCACACAACUGCCUAAACUGGUGUUGUUGUUGUUGUUGUUGUACAGUGGAGCAAUCGUAAAUCCACUGCUCUUUGUGUUAGCAGUGGUUGAUACAAGGAUGGAUGUGCGUCCUAGUUGACGGUUUUUCGGAGGGUGAACUUUGUGGGCCAGUUGUUGGGUUUUCCUUUAUGUUUGGAAAUGGUUGCUGGUGUGUGCAUUGAAUCUGUGGUGUAUAGAGGUGGAUCGUGUGUUGUCUAAAUGAAAAGAGAGACCGGUCUGCAUUGGUGGCAUAUGCUAAGCAUAUAGCGAUGCUUGUUAAUUGUUUUUCUGUGCGUGUCGUCACCACUGCCUCUCACUGGCUAAGUGCUUAUCGAGAUUCAAUGAAGUGUAAAGUAUUGUACAUUUUUCGCUAAUGAAAUGCUAAAGUACUAAGGUUAAAUUUACUUUUAAUAAAAAUUAAAACUAAAACAUUCUGGCAUUCAUGUGCAUUCACUCAGUUUGUUGCUGAUGACUGGUGGAUGUGCAGGAUAAGACUACCACUCCUGCACCAUUUAGUAUGUGUAUUGUUCACUUCAUUUUUUUUUAAUUUGUUCUCAUCAUCGUGUAUAUCACAUAUAUAAGACACAAACUUUCGCGUGAAGAAAGCCGACACAUUGUGCAUUAUUUGUUAUUUUAUUCAGAUGCAUGGCUUCUUCUGGAGCCUGUUGCUGCAUCUCAGCUUUAAUCGGAAAUUCAUGCACGAGGAUGUGAGAAUUGGACAGUGGUGGUGAAAUCACACAUGCCACCAGUCUUUUACAUUAAAAAUGCCUAUUCUCCUUAUUUUGCUGAACUGCAUGUACAAACUAGAAAGGGUGUUCAUACACAGCAAGUGUUGCCCUGGGACACAAAAGAAAAGCUGCACAGAGAUGUACCACUGCAACCAUAAUAUUGACUUCACAAAUGUUAAGUUGACAGCUACCGGUUCUACUUGGCAAAAACAAGUUUGAGCGCAGUAAAAAAAGCACAUCAUUGGUGGCCCUGAUGCACGAUGCCCCUGUAACCUGCAUUCAUUUCAUUCCUUAUGUAUGCAUAUUGUGCGCUUUUAGACAUAACGUUUAGCCCAUGGAAACGGGGCAUUCGUGUAAUAAUGGUUUGCUGUUUUUCAAAACCUUCCAUCCUUGCUGCAGCUGUUGAAAACAUUGUCUCAUUGCGCGGCCCCUUGAGCAAAAUAUGGCAGGCGAAUGAAGGGGUACAAAGCCCACUUGACUAGCGAUAUCAUGUUACGACCUCGUCAUGUGACGUCACAGAUCUCCAAAAUUUAUGACGUCACAUUGGUCCCGGAGGGAGUGCAGCAACUCCAGGGGGGAGGGACUGAGGAGGUGAUUUAAGUGCGUGUCUCUCUCGCAGUAAAUGUGGUUUUACUCUUGUACUUACUGAAACUUUAAACAUGAAAGACCAACGGUAUCAUGCCGGGCUUCAGUCAUGCACGUUUAUUGACGUGUCUGGCUUAUGCUUCAACUGCUGGUCAUAGUAACGUGGUUGCCAUGAAAAGGGUUCAAACAAAGCAGUGACAUCUUUAUGCUCCUCCGUAUCCACUCUAGUAAUCCAAUGAGUAGGAAGUCUGUGGUAGCACUAAGGGCACACCUUAUCACUGCUCAUUCUUUUGUAAUGGUGCUCGGGGACAUGUGCUGAGAAUUGGCACACAUAUGAGGCAUUUGCAUGUGUCUGUAUUAUUCCCUCAUUCUGUAUUCAUGCAUAUGUGAUUUGUGCUACAGACUAUGUAAACUUGCCCAACUAUGGUUGUUCUCGUUCAGACACAUAACUACACAAAACAGCAGCGUAAAAUGAGCUGACAUGGCCAGCAGCAUUGCUUGAUGCUUAACAGGGACGCGCACUUGUUGAUCAUUGUCUUUAACAAAAAAAAAAAGUCACAGUUUCGCCGCAACGGCGAAGCAAUGAAUCCGAUAGCAAUAAAUUGGAACGUAACGCGAAGAACGGAAAGCAGCUCGAAAUUGUCAGCGCGUCGCUCGAGCCCAGAGGACGCACGAAAAGAAUGCACACAGGACGAGCGCGAACUAUCAUGCGUCACAGCUCGACACUGGAAGCGCACUGCUCAAACAUAAAGCAGGACGCACGAAACGAACGAAUAGGUACACACAGGACGAGCGCGAACUGUCACAGUUGUUACUUAUUUCUGUUUGAACAGCGCGCUCCUUUCGCAAACGCGGCUGCUGCGAAGUGACCUUCGUACGCUCUGUGGCUUCAGCGCGGACAUCGCGGGGAAAGGACAAGACAUACAACCGCCCGCUCCACCCCCCAGUCCCCCCCGGCCGCCCCCUUCUUUCC
This is a messenger RNA of Rhipicephalus sanguineus (brown dog tick), 3344 nucleotides long. RefSeq lists its product as uncharacterized. NCBI's taxonomy places the organism in Eukaryota, Metazoa, Arthropoda, Arachnida, Ixodida, Ixodidae. The record is from RefSeq and is a predicted model, not a curated record. The transcript is spliced from 4 exons. Bases 163 to 1011 code for a protein of 282 amino acids.